Cygnus atratus (black swan) is the source of this 4812-nucleotide messenger RNA. RefSeq names its product glycerophosphocholine phosphodiesterase 1 (gene GPCPD1). The record is from RefSeq and is a predicted model, not a curated record. The transcript is spliced from 21 exons. Lineage: Eukaryota; Metazoa; Chordata; Aves; Anseriformes; Anatidae. Gene Ontology annotation, biological process: glycerophospholipid catabolic process. Gene Ontology annotation, molecular function: glycerophosphocholine phosphodiesterase activity; starch binding. Bases 1216 to 3252 code for a protein of 678 amino acids.
GGCCCGGUUCGGCCGGGGGCGGCUGGAACCGGUCUGUGGCCGCGUGCGUCCCACUUCCCCCCCCCCACCCCCACCCCCACCCCCACCCCCCCCCGGGCUCGGCGCGAGAGCGGCCGUUGGCGGCGGUUGGCGCUGAGGUGCUUGGGGAGGGGGGGGGGCAGCGCCCUCAGAGCUGGUUCCUAACGCACAGUGUCUCUUCUACGCUGUGCAUAACUAUAGGGAAUCGUCAAGUUCUAUUUUUCUAUUUAUUUUUUUUAUAUUCUGUUCCGCGUGGUUGAGCCCUUGUCAGUCGCGUGUUCAUAAUGAACGUUUCGCCGAAGAAAUAAAUCCAGCGGAGGCUGUUUCGGUGUUCUUGCGAAUGCACCCCAACCCAUUUCCUGUCUUUUUUUCAAGAACUUUGUGUGAAAAACUGCUCUAGCACAGCUGAGGCAACACAGGCUCUUGUCCGUGCUGCCUGCACAGGAAUUGGAGAAAUGCUGCAAACCUUCAAGUUUUUGUUGCUUAGAACCAAGCAGAUUUUUUUGGUCACCCAGCAUGCCAGUGAAGGAUCUUGUGUUUGAUUCCCAGAGCUGGCUUGGCCUUGUAAGCAGCUGGCUAACUAGAUACUGAAAUUAGCAUCUUCAAGAUAUUUCACUAUUACUGUAAACAAAACUGACACUGUUUUGUUUUGGAAGCAGCACUCGGGCUUUGACUCUGCUGACGUUGAGAAGGAGGCAUGUUGGUAAUAUUCCUGCCUUUGGACCAGAGCAGUGUGUCCGAAUCUCAUGUGCCAGUUUGUUUUCUGUCCGGUGCUAAUGCUGCAAUGCAGCAGGAGCGAGCUGCUGACUUUGUGGCCGUCCUUUCCAGUGCAGUCAGGGUGAGGGGAGGGCGUUUGGGGGCGGAAGAUCCGCCUGGUGGCUCAGCUGGAGAUGAGGGAGGUGAUGCUGUAAUACUGUUUCUAAAAAUUCUCCUCCGGUUGCCAGACAGUGUCCUGACAAUUCAGAGUGUCCUCUGACAUUGCUCUAAAACCCAGGUGUUGCUAACCAGGUAGGAGUGCUCAUCUGCAAAACUCUUCGUGUGUUGUUUUCAGGAGGAUGCUGAAGAAUAGCACAGGGAGACAGCCAGAAGUUAUGGGCUGCCAAAGCCCAUUUUAAAUGUCUUACAGUAAAACUUUGGGAUCAAAGUUAGUCAUAACAGAGGAGAUUUCAGCUUUCCUAAGACAAAAGUUCUGCAAAUAUGACCUCAUCUCAAGUCACUUUUGAAGUAAGAGGACCAUCAGCACCAGGAGAAGUAUUUGCAAUAUGUGGGAGCUGCAGUGCUUUGGGAAACUGGAAUCCACAAGCUGCAGUAGUCCUCCAAACUGAUGAUUGUGAAUUAUGGAAAGCUACUGUAGAGCUUCUUAGAGGAGUUCCCGUUAAGUAUCGGUAUUUUAAAGGGUACUUCUUAGAACCUAAGACUAUCGAUGGUCCCUGCGAAGUCAUAGUUCACACGUGGGAGACUCAUCUACAACCACGAUCAAUUACCCCUUUAGAAAAUGAAAUGACCAUUGACGAUGGAUACUUUGGAAUCCAUAAUGGCAUUGAAACUGUGGAUGCUGGGUGGCUGACCUGUCAAACAGAAAUCAGAUUGCGUCUGCAUUAUUCUGAGAAACCCCCUGUAGUGAUAACAAAGAAGAAAUUUAAAACAUCAAGGUUUAGAGUAAAAUUGACUCUAGAAGGCCUGGAGAAAGAUGAGGAUGAUGAAGAGGGCCAAGAAAAAACAUCCCCUACAGUUCCUCAGAAAAUGGCAAACACUGUGGAGUUCUCCUUAAUAACCAACAAUGAAUAUAAAUGCCGACACUCUCAACCAGACUGUGGUUAUGCUUUGCAGCCCGAUCGAUGGAUAGAAUACACUAUACAAACCAUGGAGCCUGAUAACUUGGAAUUAAUCUUUGAUUUUUUCGAGGAAGAUUUAGGUGAGAAAGUACUGCAAGAUGAUGAGCUUCCAGGUCAUGUAGGUUCUGCCUGCCUCCUGUCAUCCACAAUUGCAGAAUUUGGAAAGAGUGCUGGAAUUCUUACACUUGCUAUCAUGGGCAGAAAUCCGAGGAAGACAAUUGGAAAAGUUCGAGUGGACUACAUAAUUAUUAAGCCAAUCCAGGGAUACACUUGCGAUAUGAAGGCCUCAUAUGCAAAAUACUGGAAACCAAGAACAACUCUAGAUGUUGGACACAGGGGAGCAGGAAAUUCUACAACAACAGCUAAACUUGCUAAAGUUCAAGAGAACACUAUCGCUUCUCUGAGGAAUGCUGCAAGUCAUGGAGCAGCAUAUGUGGAAUUCGAUGUACACCUUUCUAAAGAUCAUGUGCCUAUUGUCUACCAUGAUCUCACAUGUUGCAUGGCAAUGAAAAAGAAACUGGAUACAGAGCCUUUGGAGUUGUUUGAGAUUGCAGUCAAAGAGCUCACAUUUGAUCAACUGCAGUUAUUGAAGUUGGCUCAUGUGACUGCCCUGAAAGUUAAAGAUCACAAUGCAUCUUUUAAAGAAGAAGAAAAUUCUGCUUAUGAGACCCAGCCGUUUCCUUCUCUGCAGAGAGUCCUGGAGUCAGUUUCUGAAGAUGUUGGCUUCAACAUAGAAAUAAAAUGGAUCUGCCAACAAAGGGAUGGACAGUGGGAUGGCAACUUGUCAACUUACUUUGAUAUGAACCUCUUUCUAGAUAUUAUUCUAAAAACGAUUCUGAUGAAUGCUGGAAGAAGAAGAAUUGUUUUUUCUUCUUUUAAUGCCGAUAUUUGUACAAUGGUCCGGCAUAAGCAAAACAAGUAUCCUGUGUUAUUUCUCACCCAAGGAGAAUCUAAGCUCUAUCCAGAACUUAUGGAUCUCAGAUCUCGUACAACUCCAAUUGCCAUUACUUUUGCACAGUUUGAAAACUUGCUGGGAGUUAAUGUGCAUUCUGAAGACCUGCUGAGGAAUCCAUCAUUCAUUAAAAGAGCCAAAUCUAAAGGCUUAGUUAUUUUCUCGUGGGGAGAUGAUGCAAAUGACCCAGAUAACAGGAAGAAGUUGAGAGAAUAUGGUGUUCAUGGGCUAAUAUAUGACAGGAUAUAUGACUCAAAUCCCGAACAACCAAAUAUAUUCCAAGUAGAGCAACUGGAACGUCUAAAGAAGGAAUUACCAGAGCUGAAAAGCUGUGUGUGUCCCACAGUUAGCCACUUCAAAUCCAUAUCUCCAUGUAAAUGUCAUCAUAGUUGCCUGGAAGAGAAAACUGUAGAUAACUUGCAGAGUGUUCAAAUGCAAAAGGACUGAUUCUAGGCAGAAUGCUGUUUUGUAUCUGUUUAACUUCGACCAUUGGAACAGUGCUCUCCAUGCCUUGACUGUUUGUUUGUUUAAGUCUCCCAAAUAGCAAUAACUGUGUUCCUCCUUCCUGACAAUACUUGCUAAAGUUUCAAACAAUGUUAAAAUAUUCAGCCAGUUAUAGUUGUUGCAGUUUACAUACACAGUUUUAAGUUUCCCAUAAUCAAAUCUCAAAUUUUGAAGCAGUAAAUUUAGUAUUAACACUAAGUGUGUUUUAAAAAAAAAAAUUAAGCACUCUAAGGAGUGGAAGUUAAAAAACUAAAUUGUAGAGAAAUUACAAUGACCUGAUGGUGAAAAUGCUUUAAAAAAAAAGUUUUGAUUUUGAUUUUACUUCAGUAGUACAGCUCAUCAGCCUGUACAUGACACCAGGAAAUUACGAGUGAUUGUAAGGUACGUAAAAUUAGAUCUAGCCCGAAUAAAUCGGUACCUCUAUCUGUAUAUGUAUUUGCACUGAUAGAUCCACCUGUAUAAAGCUUUGUGCCAUUUAAAAAAAACUCUACACUUUUAAGUAAAUUACAGCGCAUAUUAACUCAUUUUUCCCCCUUCAUGGACAUUUAGGCUGCUGCCAUUGUUUUCUGAUUUGCCAACUGAGUGGUACGGUGUCUGUGUUUAGUAGUGAGGGGUGAACCACAAGUAUGAAUAUUUUUUCAUUAGUCUCACACAAGCCUGCUAAACUUUAGGAAUGUUGCUCAUAAUUUUAAUAUUAACAGAAUUACAGAAACACCUGUCAGUGGCUGAGAAUCUUUUUUGCACAGUAACUUUAAUAAACGAAAUAUGUACCAUGCACAAACUCUAGAAAAUGCAUGCUUUAGUUUUUAAGCAUGAAAUUUAGGUGUUUGCUGAGGUCCUUGCAUCUUUACGGUGCUAGUUAUAUGUGAAGGGUGCAAGGACUAACUAAACUACUUAACCUUCUUUGCCUAAAACCACAAGCCUGUUAUUCACAAACAUUUGGAAAAAAAAAAAGGCUAUACCAUACAUGGUUUGUCUUUCUUACAUAAUAUAAGCCACUAGCUUUUGUAUUUUGCAAGAUCUGAUUUUUUUUUUUUUUUUUGGAGCAAGAAUUACAACUGUACUGAAUUCAGAUAAUCUGUAUGCUGUUGGCUGAUACCUAUCCUUUGUAAUUUAUUAUGAAGUCAUAGUUUAGAAUUCUUAAUAGAUAUAUGCAUGUCCUUUUUCCUCCUGAAGUUGCAGGUCAUGCCAACACAACAGCUGUAACUUUCUACUGAAGUGUUAAUGUAUAAUAAGAAUGAAAAAUAUUUAUUUUUUUCUCUUGUAAAUUGACAAUGAAAACAAUAGUGUGUACUAUAUUCUUUAUAUACAGUCAUUGCUACUUAGAACUGAUUGUACAAAGAGUAAAGCCAUUACAGAUACAUGCUUGAGCCUGCACCACUGAGCAGUUUGGAACAAACAGCUUGUUUCAAUUUGCCUUGUACAUUUUAGUAUUUAAAGUUUGUCCUGCACAAACAGCACAGUCAUGAUUAGGUAUCUGGAAGCUGUCUUUUAUUAAAAAAA